Molecule: messenger RNA, 5449 nt
Organism: Danio rerio (zebrafish)
Lineage: Eukaryota; Metazoa; Chordata; Actinopteri; Cypriniformes; Danionidae
Source: RefSeq, a predicted model, not a curated record
UGAAGAUAUUUUGAAGUUUUCAGUGCGGUAUGUUUGCCCUUGAAUGCCAGAGAGGUGACCUGAGCAUCUCCCCUGAGCCCGCGCACUGAUUACUGAAGUAUUCUGACUGGUUGCCAUGGCUACUGAAAACCUGCGAGGGACCAAUACGCGGCGCUGCUCUCCAUCUCACACAUGAGCGCGCACACUCUAUAGGCUGUGCUAUAAAGUACUCCUCUUCCCUGAGAAACAAGCGACGAUUGGAUGAUGUGUGGAUGAAGUCUCUAUUAAACACUUGCCCUUCGCGUUCUCGACGUGCUCAUCCUCGCUUUCUCGCGCGCAAUCGUCGCGUCGGAUUGAGUAUGCAAAACGAACGUGUUUUCAUCUCCUCCUCCUCCCGGAGCUGACACGGAGAAGCGUUUCGUCAUGUGUAAAGAGACAGUUUUACCGCAAUGCUUUUUCAAUAGCUCUUUAGCUCCGUACGAGAGCCACUGACCCAAGAGGAAAGGGAGGUGCCGCGCACUGGCAUAGUCCAUGCGCGUUCACGCGUUUAUCUGGAGUCGGCUGAGCGGACAAGAACUGAGCGAAGCAGGUGUGCGCUUUCAGUCUGGAUUCAGACCUCAUCCCUCUCUCUUCUCUGACUUUGAUGGACUUACAUGCGGUGUGUUAGCGUGUAACUGCGGUGGAUGACUCCAUAUGCGUGUUUAUUGCUCAGGGUGAAAAGUGUCCUUGUUGAGAACACAGAUCAGUGGAGAUCUUCAUCAUGAAUACAGAUACUCCAGAUAGCGGAGGAUGUGCUCAUAAAAGAGCAUCCCUGUCACUCACUCUGUGGCCUGUGAAGAGGGUCCAGAGCACCCCCAACCUGUACACUGCUGCAGGUAGUGAUUCCCAGUCGUCAGAUUCAGAUGCCUGGCGUUCACGGAGUGUCUCCGAGGGAUUGAGAAAUGGAGAUGCCGGCAGCUCAUCCUUGACCUCAAAAGGCUUUCGCAGUGUUAAACCCAACCUGCAGGACAAGAAAUCUCCCACACCAGUCCCCUUGCCUCCCCCUCGGAGAGAGAGCUAUCACAUGACCCCUAACCCUCCAUCUUACAGUUCGCUCGCAAUGCUGUCAAACGCCACAUUCUCUCCCUCACAGAGUCAUGAUGCCAUUUCCACAGGCUCUUACUCCAUUCAGUCUAGUGCCACCUCCUCAUACUCAUACUCCAAGACCACCCGAACCUCCACUAACACCUCUGGAGCCCCUCUCGAGGAGUCCCCCUCCUCCCAGCAAGCUAAUGCUAACAGUUUUAUCUCUCGGGUCCUUGGAAGCAAAUUGUCUUCCUCUAAAUUUGCAACUGACCAACUAAAUGCAGCACCUGUGACAAAUAUGAUUACAACUGACCCUAAGACUAAAACUAAGCCAAAAGGAGCAUUCACACCCUCACCGCUAGACCCCGCUAGCACUUCUGAUUCACACAUAGCCUCUCUCUCCAUCCAGUUAGCUCCUCGCAGCCCCGAGCCCCGAGCAGAGAGCCGGUCUGAACCCAGGACAAAUGCGGUGGACAUCACUGACUCUACACGACCCCCUGUCAUACCACCAAGACCAGCAGGCAGUUUGGUGGGUCAAAUGACAGUGAAUGGAAGCUCUCAGUCUCAGAGGCCCUUCUCUCCACCUGCACACCCUCCUCCUUCACCACCACCAAUCCUCAGCCCAGGCCUGGUACAGAUCCAGCAUGGGCAUAGUUCUGAGGGUUCACAGACACUGAGGAGAGAGACUGUUGUCUCUGGUCAGACAGUGGUCAGUAGCUCCGUGCCCAUCGCUCGCUUCUCAGAGGAAGAGAAGAAGGUCUCUGUCAUAAAAGCUCCCCAUUACGAAGGCAUUGGACCAGUGGAUGAGUCUGGCAUUCCCAUCGCCAUCCGUACGACUGUGGACAGGCCCAAGGACUGGUACAAGACCAUGUUCAAACAGAUCCACAUGGUUCAUAAGCCAGAUGAUGACUAUGCAGACACAUAUAAUGCAACAUACGCAGUUAUAAACAACGACAACUAUCCUCCAGUUCAUGCUCACCCACCUCCUCGAACGCACACGUACCGGCCGCUCUCUAGAAAUACCUCAGACAUUCCAGACAGUGCUGCCCAGCGAGAGCUCUCGCCAUCACCCGUGCCCCCGCCGCCUCCUCCAAUGCCUUCUCUCCUCCAGCUCCGCUCGCGGGACAUGGACAGAGAAAAAGAGUUCUCCCAUGACCCAAACGAAUGGGGUCCUCCAGAACGUAAAGUGGACACGCGUAAAUAUCGGGCAGAACCACGGAGCAUCUUUGAGUAUGAGCCUGGAAAAUCCUCCAUCCUCGAACAAGAAAGGCCUACAUUUGAUUUAAACCCAGAUGACAUAGAUUUAGAGAACGAGCCUUGGUUUAAAUUCUUUUCCGAGUUGGAGUUUGGACGGCCGCCUCCUAAAAAGAGGUUGGAUUAUAAUCCUGACUACUCCACACAUACUGUGGCACAGUCAUCUCUCUAUAUCUCGCCUUCUGAACGACCUGAUGGGCCUUCAAGCUCUGCAAGUGACUACAGAAAAAGGCGAAAGUCUGAGCCAUCUGUCACUCAAGCCAACACAGGAAGUGAACAGAAUGCCAGUCAAGUAUUUUCUCGCACACUGGACUCCAGUAAAGCACAGACGCUGAAGAAGCCCACCAUACGCUCUUCCCCCUCUUCACCAUCAAGAGCCAAAGCUGGAGACUUUAGUGAGUCACUCUCCUCCUGUAUGAGCUCCCCAGGUAUGGAGCGCCCUUCCUCUCGUAUCUCCACAGACUCCCUCACCAUCUCCACACCAACUUGGCCUAGCUCCAAGCGCUCCAUCUGCUUCAAGAACGGUUGGCAGACAGGCAGGCAUGAAAAUACAGAGAACUGGAGCAGCGCUGAUGAUGAUUCUGCCAUGACCCCUACGUCACCACGGCUCAAAUCGCGCAGCUGUGAUGAUUUGCUGUCUGAUGGACACGGUGCUACCACCAAUAGUAAUGGGAGAGAGGCCAAUCCUGUUUCUAACACUCGUUCGGAAAGUGCGGGUUCACUUAUUGAUGAAGAAGCUCAAAAACCUCAAGUAAAAAGUCUUACCUCAUCUCCCAGGGGCCGCCGUCAUCACCGGCGUAAGUUGCCACAUGAUGCUCCAGGUUUCCUUCAGCUCUACAAGAAGAUGCACCACAUUGAUCGUGAACAGUUAUUGCCCUCUGAGGUGAUUCGGUCUGUACGUGCACGAAUCCUCGAAUUGGAAAGACUACAGCAGCAACAAAGGCAUAGCAUUCAUGGGUGGGCACCUUUAGGUCAUGAGGUGCCACGGCAAAUGGUUCCAAACCGUAUAUCUGCAUAUGAACAGCUUAUCCAGAAAUCAAAGUCUAUGCCAGAUCUUGGUGAUGAAAAUGCCCCUUCGGGCACCACCACACCCGGCUCCUCAAGGGCCAGCAGCUGCCCCAAGCGACGCUUUUCUGUUGAAUCUCUUUUGGAAGAGGAGGAUCCUCCAGAAAAUGCUAGAAGUCCUCCUGAGGGUCAGCCAAGGUUGGGAGCCGACAGCUUGGUGCCAAUUCAUGGGAAGAACCAAAGGCAACAUCAAGACUACUCGGACAGUGAACAGGACGCAUGUGCCUCUGAAAUAAGCGACAUCCACAUUGAAGGAUCGUCAUUGUGUAGUGAGAGCGACCUGGAUCACUGCUCGCUCACCUCAUCAGAAAGCUUCUAUGGUUCUGGGCAACAUCACCAUCAUGGACACCAUCACCACUAUCACCGCCACCAUCACCAGAGUGUAGGUCAAAGUCAAGGUUACCAACACCGCCACCUUAUCAGCUCCUGCAAGGGCCGCUGUCCGGCAUCCUAUACACGUUUCACUACAAUGCUAAAACAUGAGCGGCAACAAGAAAGGGCUCGACAGGAGUCCCAUCCUGCAAUUAGUUCUCCGCUUGCCCAACAAUCACCCAGUGAGUCAGGCCUUUCCAAACUGGCCUUCCUGGUCAGCCCUGUGCCUUUCCGUCGGAAACGAGGCUCCCCACCAACUCAGCGGCGGCACUGCAGAAGUGGGCGCCCAAAAUCUAAAACUGCAAUUUAUGAGGCUUUAGAUGCCGCUUUACAGGACAUUUAUGACCACAUAAGGGCGGAAAAGGGACAAGAACCAGCAAGGAUGCCAGAUGAUAGCAUAUUGCGCCGGUUGUUGGAAGAGCUGCUGCCUGAUGUGCCCAAGCGUAGCUCCUCGUUGAGGGUUCAGAGAGGGUCCGGCUCCCCCUCCUCGUCCCAUGUCCACCAGCCUUAUCAUGGAGCCCACCAAUGUGCCUCCUACCAGCAGCAACACCACCUUGCAGACACCUCCAACAACAACCAGCAUAGUACUAAUGCUAAUGUGCACUGCUACUCAGAUCAGGGCUCUGAUACAGGACGAAUUACUCCACAAAGCAGAAGACUCACACCAGAAAGAGAGGUCUCUUCUAAGCAGAUGACCUAUCUUAUAUUGUCUUCUCUCCUCCAUCAGAAACAGUCUGCCAGAGCAAUUUAUGAUUUUAAAGCUCAGUCUGCCAAGGAAAUUUCCUUUAAAAAGGGUGAUGCUGUCAACAUCAUCAGACAGAUUGACAGUAACUGGUAUGAAGGUGAACACAGAGGGCGGAUUGGGAUUUUCCCCAUCUCUUAUGUCGAGAAGGUGGCGUCUCCAGAGCGGAGACAGCCUGUCAGGCCUCCUCCUCCAGCUCAGGUUCGAGAGAUGGGAGAGGCCAUCGCGAGAUACAACUUCAAUGCUGACACUAAUGUGGAGCUUUCUCUCAGAAAGGGGGAACGGGUGAUCCUCCUAAGGAAGGUGGAUCAGAAUUGGUAUGAAGGAAAGAUUCCUGGCUCAAAUAAGCAGGGCAUUUUCCCUGUGUCCUAUGUCGAUGUGAUCAAGGGCUCACCUUCUAAGAGCCCCAGUCACCAAGGAGACACGCACACAUAUAGAGCACAGAAGAAAAUGAUGCAGGAUUCUCAGCAUGCAGGUGGUGACCCCUUCCAAGCUGUGUAUAACUAUGUGCCUCGUAAUGAGGAUGAGCUGGAGCUGAAGGAAGGGGAUGUUGUUGAUGUUGUCGAGAGAUGUGACGAUGGCUGGUUUGUUGGUACGUCUCGGAGAACCAGGUUAUUUGGAACGUUCCCAGGAAACUAUGUUAAGCCGCUUUAACAAAGAGGAAAUAAUGGCACAACUAUGGCCACUCCAGUGCCUACUGUGUAGGGCCAACGAGGCGCCUCACCUUUGAGAAAGUGUGUCUUUGCGUGCGAGUGUGUUCACAGACACUACAGUUUUAGCUCUGCCAUUUCUGCACAGACGAACCACGGAAGUUACUUCACUGAGCACUUUUUUUUUUCGUGCCACCACGCAGUCUCCUCGCCGUUCUUUCACCUGCUUUUCUGACGAUAGCACACACAGCAAUGUUUUUCCAAUGUUUUGUUAUUUUCCAGGAAUUAGCACGAUGAGGAUUCAGACACGAUAUUGAGUAAG